Molecule: messenger RNA, 645 nt
Organism: Papaver somniferum (opium poppy)
Lineage: Eukaryota; Viridiplantae; Streptophyta; Magnoliopsida; Ranunculales; Papaveraceae
Exons: 4
Coding region: 67-504 (145 amino acids)
Source: RefSeq, a predicted model, not a curated record
UUGGGAAAAAUUACUCUCACACUUUUUUCUCUCUCUAACCCUCUGAGAAGAAAAAAACUCACAACAAUGGCUGCAAGAUUGGUGGCUAGACAAGCCGCUUCUCUAUGUCGGGUUUCCUCUCCAAAGUCUGCAGCUGAUGCCACUCAGCUUAUCCAACGACGUGGUCUUGCAGGAGGUGGAGAUCAUCAUGGACCCGCAGAGGUGAACUGUUGGUCGGACCCAAUGAGCCCAUCUAGAUGGAAGGAAGAGCAUUUUGUGAUUGUCUCUUUAGCUGGAUGGGGUUCAGCUAUUUACGGUGGUUGCAAAUUCUUCACUGGAGGCAAGAAAGGAACUGAAGAGAAAGUGGCUGAAGCAACUCUGCAGAAAGUAAGGGUGCACAGGAACCGAGCCGGACCGACGGGCCGAGGAAGGGGGUACAGGUACCGGUCCAAAAGUACCGACGAUUUCUCAAAAGAGGGAGCAUUUAUCCAAACACCCGUUUCUACUCAUCCUGACUCCUUCUAAAUAAAUGUGUAAUCAUACACAUUUAUCAAAAGAGUUUUACACAUAUCCCAAAUAAUUAAGGAUCAUCCAUUUUGAGUUUCAAAAGAAACCGUUGUCAGAUUAUUAAUCAUUCAGAAAAUACAUCUCCAGGUACUGGCUCAA